AUGUCUAAUUCAGGUGGUGAUGAGGGAAGGGCUCGUUUAGAAGCCGAGGUCAAAGGAAGGAACGAUUUCACCCUUCAAGCUAUGCACCAACAAUUUGAGAGAUGGACCCUUCAAUUUCAAGAGAUGAGGGAUAUGAUUAUCGAGCAGAAUGACACCAUAGCUGCAAUUAGGAGGGAGAAUAAUGUUGUACCCCCAAAUAAUGUUAGACCCCAAGUUAGAAGGAAUGUACCCCAUAUCCCUUUUGUAAAUCCUGAAUAUGAUAAUGAUGAUUUUGAUGUUGAAUUUAAUCUAGAAAGAAGAGAUAGGAGGGGAGAAAGAGGUAGAGUAGAAAAUGAUAAUAUAAAUAGUAUAAAGAUGAAGAUGCCAUCUUUCAAGGGGACAAGGGAUCCAGACUUGUACCUUGAUUGGGAGAGACGAGUUGAAGCCAUCUUUGAUUGCCAUAACUACUCUGAGGGUAAGAAAGUUAAACUUGCUGUUGUUGAGUUUUCUGAUUAUGCUGCUUCUUGGUGGAAAAAGCUUGCUAGGGACAGAUUGCAAGAGGAGUUACCACAUAUUGCUACGUGGGUAGAGAUGAAGAGGGUAAUGAGGAAGCGAUUUAUUCCAUCAUACUUCCAAAGAGAUCUACAAUCUCGCCUUCAACGCUUGAAGCAAGGCUCCAUGUCGGUGGAUGAGUACUUCAAAAGCAUGGAUAUGGCUAUGAUCAAAGCUAACUGCAUGGAGGAAGAAGAGGCUACAAUUGCUAGAUUUUUAAAUGGUUUAAAUACAGAAAUAGCUAAUGUAGUAGAGAUACAACAAUAUGUAACUUUAGAUGAGUUAGUUGAUUUGUCUGUAAAAGUUGAAAAACAAAUUGAGAAAAAGCAGCAAAAUAACUCAUGGAGAAGUCGACCAAACACUAUCUCUAAGAAGCCAUGGUCAACUCAAGAGGGGAAAGCUCCUUCCAAACCUCAAGAUGAUAGAGGUAAAGGUAAAGUGGAGGAGGGAGGUAAAACCUUUAAUCCUAAAUCUUUUAAACCUUCAAGUUCUAUUCAAUGUCACAAAUGUCAUGGAAGGGGGCAUAUGAUGCAUGAAUGUCCAAGUAGAAGAAACAUCCUACUUAGAGAGAAUGGAGAAUAUGAGAGUGAAAAAAGUGAGGGGGAAGAAGAAGAGGGAGAAGGUGUAAGUGAGGAAGAUGAUUUGGAACUGCCUAAUGAUGGUAUAAUUGGGGUGGUUAGGAGAAUUAUGACUAUCAAUUUGGGUAGUGUUGAUGAAGGGCAGAGAGAGAAUUUGUUUCAUACUAGGUGUGGGAUAAAAGGGAAGACUUAUUCUAUGAUUAUUGAUGGGGGAAGUUGUGCAAAUGUGGUGAGUUCAUACUUGGUGGAUAAACUAGGAAUUGCAUGCAUGAAGCGCUCUACCCCAUAUAGGCUCCAAUGGUUGAAUGAUUGUGGAGAAGUAAAAGUAAACAAACAAUGCAUGAUUUCAUUCAAUGUUGGUAGGUAUGAAGAUGAGAUUCUUUGUGAUGUAGUUCCAAUGCAAGCAUGUCAUGUUUUACUUGGCCGACCUUGGCAGUAUGAUAGGGAUACUACUCAUCAUGGGAGAAAGAAUAGGUAUAGUCUUCUGCAUAAUGGUAAGAAGUAUACUCUUGCACCAUUAUCUCCUUCUCAAGUGUUUGAAGAUCAAAAACGAUUGAGGGAAACAAUGGGAAAACAAAAGGGAGAGAAUUUUGAAGAUGUUUUUCCUGAUGACACUCCAAAGGGAUUGCCACCUUUGAGAGGGAUUGAGCACCAUAUAGACUUUGUGCCUGGGUCUCAACUUCCUAAUAGGCCUGCCUAUAGGAGCAAUCCUGAAGAGACCAAAGAAUUACAAAGGCAAGUUGAAGAAUUGCUUGAAAAGGGAUUUGUUCGAGAGAGUAUGAGCCCAUGCUCUGUUCCAGUCCUAUUGGUCCCCAAAAAGGAUGGAACAUGGAGGAUGUGUGUAGAUUGUCGAGCCAUCAACAAGAUAACGGUAAAGUAUCGCCAUCCUAUCCCUCGUCUUGAUGACAUGUUGGACCAACUGUAUGGUUCCAAAAUCUUUUCUAAAAUUGAUCUAAAGAGUGGUUACCAUCAGAUUCGUAUGAAUCCUGGAGAUGAAUGGAAAACUGCUUUUAAGACCAAAUAUGGACUUUAUGAGUGUUCUAAGGGAGUUGAAGUAGAUGAUGAGAAAAUCAAGGCAAUAAAAGAAUGGCCUAAACCUAAAAGUGUAACUGAAGUUAGGAGUUUUCAUGGACUUGCUAGUUUUUAUAGGAGGUCUUUUGAAGUUGAGUGUGAUGCCUCUGGUAAGGGCAUAGGUUCAGUUUUGAUGCAAGACUCCAAGCCAAUUGCCUACUUUAGUGAAAAGCUAAGUGGAGCAACAUUGAACUACUCAACUUAUCGAGGUGUUACACGUCUGCUUCAACUCCCUAAGCUUGCGCUUGGCCUCAUAGAUGACGUUGUUAGGGGAAAAAGCCUUCUUGAACUCCCCUCAGAAUCUCUCCCAAGUGUUAAUGGUGCAAAGCUCCUUCCAUAUUUCUGUCUCAUUUAG
This is a messenger RNA of Solanum stenotomum, 2535 nucleotides long. RefSeq lists its product as uncharacterized. Gene Ontology annotation, molecular function: nucleic acid binding; zinc ion binding. The transcript has 5 exons. The record is from RefSeq and is a predicted model, not a curated record. Lineage: Eukaryota; Viridiplantae; Streptophyta; Magnoliopsida; Solanales; Solanaceae. Bases 1 to 2535 code for a protein of 844 amino acids.